Molecule: messenger RNA, 3558 nt
Organism: Phytophthora sojae
Lineage: Eukaryota; Oomycota; Peronosporomycetes; Peronosporales; Peronosporaceae
Exons: 4
Coding region: 1-3558 (1185 amino acids)
Biological process (GO): adenylate cyclase-activating G protein-coupled receptor signaling pathway
Cellular component (GO): plasma membrane
Molecular function (GO): G protein-coupled receptor activity
Source: RefSeq, a predicted model, not a curated record
AUGGGCACACCGUCGUCGUCGGUGGAGGCGCGCCACCAGCACUACCAGACGGUGGCGUCGGCCACGUCCUCCGUGCUGUCCAUCAUCGGCGCCUUCUACAUCAUCGGCCGCUACUGGUACGCGCGCCGCCUCAAGGCCAAGUCGCUGUCGCUCUACGCGGCGUCGGCCCACCACCUGGACGUCACCAAGGAGCUCAUCCACAUCAUCGCCUACCUGGACCUCUUUGGCGCCACGGGCCGAGCGUUCGGCGUCCUCCCCACCGAGACCUUCGACCAGGACGCAGGAGAACCCGUGACGCCCAUCUGCAAGAUCCAGGCCUUCAUCAUCACGUUCGGGGAUGGCGCGCCGAUCGCGUGGAACUUCAUCAUGGCGCUGAAUUUGUACCGCUGGGUGUGCAUGGGCGAGGACCAGCAGAUGCUCAUGAAGAAGAUCAAGUGGUACAUCGUCAGCACGAUGCUCUUCACGCUGGGUAUCCCGUCCAUUUGCCUCAUCUUCAACAAGUUCGGCGACGCCGGCCUCUGGUGCUGGGUCGUGGUCGAGGACGACAAGACGGAGGAGCUCUGGUGGAUGUUCGGCGUGCUCUACUUCUGGGUCAUCGCCGGCGGCAUCGCCCUGACGGUGUUUCUCGUGCUAGUCAAGAUCAACAUGAAGAAGCGCCUCAAGACGUACGAGAACGACGACGCCAACGACGCGUACUACGCCGUGGUGCACAACCUCACGGUCUACAUCUCGGGCUUCAUCCUGUGCUGGCUGCCAGCCGUCGUGGAUCGCGCGUACGCCACCUUCUCGGGCAACACGUCCUUCACGCUGGACCUGCUGCACGCCACGAUCGUGCCGCUGCAGGGCUUCAUCAACGCCGUCAUCUACGGCAAGUUCCACAUCUGGGUGGUGCGCCACGUGCGCGAGCCGUGGGUGAGUAACGCCGGCUCGUCCACUAAGAACAGCAAGCUCUCGGAGGACCUGCUGCGCCAGUCGGUGCGGAUGCGCGAGCAGGAGCGGCAUCACAUGGGAACGGCGAGCAUCUUCGUGACUACAUUCGAUAUGAACUGGACGCCGUGUCCGGCCAACCUGCACGACUGGAUCCCGCCAGGGAAGGAUUUGUAUGUGUUCUCGCUCCAGCACUGUGUCGAGGUGCAGACGAUCGAGCAGGUGAUCCGAGGAUACCUCCUUCAAGUGAAUUACCCGACAGCCUACCGUUCCAUCACUUCAAUUGCUGGCACGGCGGUGCGAGGCCACGUUCAAGAUGCGUCGGUGUGUCAAAUUGUGUUUGUAAAUAAUGCCGAUGAUGCCAGUGGCAAUGCCAAGUUUCAAGCAGCCGAUGGGCGAAUCUGGGCCCAGCGGAAGACGUUCAAUGAGGUCGUGGGUAUCCCCAUCCGCUAUUUCGAUGCGUCCAUCGCAUUCGUCUCGUGCAACCUUGGUACUUCACUCAGCAACAGCUCCCAGCGACUCUACCGACCAGUGGACAACGACUUGUUAACGAAGCACGCAGUGGCGUCUAGCCUCAUCCACUCGUUCGGAAUGGAUGCGGACCGCGCCGCUGUGGACUUUCCGAAUCUGUACCACCACACGAUUCUCUCGGGCAACCUGAACUACGACGUCGACAUGUCGACUUCUACUCUAGCUGCAUCCAUUGAUCAAGCGUACAAGGCUGAAUGUCUAAAGAGAGCAACUGACUCCGCGAUCGAAGCCCAGAUCAAGGCGAUCCGCAAAAUUGAGGGAAAGAGCAACAAAAAGUCAGGAGACUUCCAGCACGACAGUAUUAUUCUGGAGGAAGGCAGCGAGAGUUGGGAUGCUCAGCGUAGCAGUGCCGCAGCUUCGUCUUCAGCAAGUGGUGACAGUAUUUAUGAGGAAGUGUUUACUUCCUGCGAGGACGACCUCCCCUUCACAGUGCUCAAGUCACCAAUUGAUCGACCUCCGCGGCGACCAGGUCUGCUCACACCGUUUUUGGACGAUCGAGACCCCGACAGCCUGGCGAUUAUUAUUCAUGAAGGGGUUAAUUCAGUCCAAGAACCCGAAAAGGCUUACAACCCCAGCAACUGGGUUUCUUUCCUGAACGACCAGCUCCCAGCCCAGUCUCCAGACGGACGUCAAGCGUCGUCUGCUUCAGGCAACAAGCAGCGUGCGAUAGAUCGACUGGGAUCCAGCGGUCAUUUCGUGCCGUUUGCUCGUGGUCACCACAAGAAGGUCAGGGAUCUUUUGGCUAAGUCCGACUUGGUCACCGAAAACACGGGUCGCAAGUGGCAAGAGGUGCUUCGGUAUGACGAGUUGCGUGCAUCGAUUGAAGCCAAGGAGAUCUUCACAGGGUUUGAGGAACCCCCCAUCCGGUUCCUGCCGUCGUUCCCGCGCAAAAUCGGUGUUUCUGCGACCUUCUCGAUGGUGGGGGAGCGUUCGUGUCGCGAUCUCUUUUGUGAACCAGACGAGGAAAUGCUGGUCGGGGACUCACCGCCUGCGUACAAGGACCGCAUCUUGGCUCACUCGUUGAGUGACACGAAGCAGCGCCUGAAAAAUGUUGAGUACUGGUCGUGUGAAAAGAUUGUGACAUCUACACAUAAACCAGUCUGCAGUAUUUACGAGCUGGAGAUCGACCGCUUCUUUUCGUACAACAUGGACGAAGCAGCGAUUGCUGAUUUACGCCAGGGCAACCAUGCUCUCCGCGACAAGAGGGACGUGCACGAGUUCAAGAUCAAACUGGUGAAGCUGGAUGCGAAUAUCUGGACCUACGAGGAGCGAGACGGUGGUGGCGGUGGUUCUAUCCUGCAGAAUGCCGGGUACCGUUGGCGAGGGCACGGGUCACGCAAUGGGUCAAACCAGUCGAGCAGUCGGACAACAGGUAGACGGAGUCAAAGCAGUCGUGGGGCUAUCAACUCGAACAGCACCACGAGCAGCGGCGAGUCGUCUCGCCACAGUGGUCGGGUAUCGAUGAGCCGAAGGAGGCCAUCGAUAGCUCAAGUGGUUGGCCGAGUGCUACGGAAGAGCCGACUUCGCUCUGGUAGCAGCACGAGUUCGAGGACGACUACACCCAACCAGUACUCGGACUUCACGGUUGGGCCGAGUGGAGCGCAGCCCUUGGCCAUGACCAACGACCGCCUCUCCGCGCUCGCUGCAGGUCGAUUGGAGCUGGUUCCUGUGGAGCCCGUGAGUAUCUCAACCAUCUUCCCGUUGCCGUCUGAGGAUGUCUAUGCUCUCCAGCGCAAGGUGUACGAAGUCGCUCACCUGGUGCAGAACGGCUUCCAGUCCAGCGCCCGCGUGGACGACGACGAGGAGUCUCAGCUGGCCUACACGAACUUCCGCACUGCGUCGUGGAGGGAGGCGAUGGCGAACGGCGUGACGCACUCGGCCAUCACCAAGGCAGUGAAUGGCGGGGUGCACAUCGCAAUCAGCAUCGAAGCGGAGAAGGGCCACGGCGGCCAGGGCGUGUUGUGCCUCAAGGAGUCGGACCUGAUGAUGCACGCAGCCCCCGUGCUCUGUGACGCGGAGCCGAUCCCAUUUGACGUGACCCUCACGUGGGGAGGCAAGCACGUGGGCUAUCUCCACGGCGACAUCUUGUGUUCCAUGUAG